This is a messenger RNA of Chara braunii, 965 nucleotides long. NCBI's taxonomy places the organism in Eukaryota, Viridiplantae, Streptophyta, Charophyceae, Charales, Characeae. The record is from the annotation of a GenBank genome assembly.
GGUGAGGUUAGGAGCCACUAAUCCGGUUGUACACUAAUCACCAUGGUUGAGACCCGUAGUGGGAAAGAUACUCACCCCUACACGCCUGAGCAGCAAGCGAAGAUGGCCGCCUUAGUGAAAGAAAACAAGGAGAGAAAGGAGCUUGAGAAGCAGGCGAAGCUAAAGGCUAUCGCAGAGGAACAGGCGGCAAAGAUGAAGAGAUUGGAGGAGGAGAUAAAGAGGGUGCAACAGGAGGAGGAAGAGAGGAGAAAGGCUGCUGAAGCAGAAGUAGCAGCAGAAGAAGAAAAAAAGAGAAUGCGGAUUGAGAGUGGAGAAGGGAGUAGUGGCAUGAUGAACAGGGGUACAUAUGUAGAGAUGGAGAAAAGGAUAAGUGAGUGGGUCGCUAAUUUAUCGUCGGGAGAAGACGAGGAGCCAGAGUCUCAUGUGACUCAAGAUGAAAGGGAUGCGCUAGCCAGUGAGCUAGCAGCAAUGACAGAUCCUAUGGAACGGCGAGAAAGGGAGGAGGAGCAGAAGUUGGCGUGGAAGUUAAGGAUGAAGAGAGAGAAGAAGAGGAGGAGAGGAGAAGUGAACAAACUGACCGCAGGGGUGACAAAGGUGCAGGAGUGUAGGAAGGAAGUGUUGGCCCAGCCAGAUGACAAGGCCAAGUGGGAUGAGGUGUUGGGCUACCUAGAGGUGUUGAGUACAGCCUGGAUGGAGGAGCGUCAAGCUAGUUGGAGCCAAGAGGUAGCCCUGAGUGCCAUGCGGUCGGGGUUUAGAGACUUUGCGCGCGAUAUCGUCACCCAAAUUGGGGGCGAAGUCAGGCAACUGAGGGAUAACGUGGGGAAGUUUUGUGAGGGUGCCAUUGAAGGUGCCAAAGCAAUAGCCGCUUAGAGGGCGAGGUCAGACCCCGUAAAGAGCCUGUAAAACUCAAGUUCCCAAACGCAUACGGGGGGAAGAAGGAGGAGAGCUUUGACAGCUGGGAGACU